Messenger RNA from Polyodon spathula (Mississippi paddlefish), 3675 nucleotides. It is a transcript of the gene wnt4, whose product is annotated as wingless-type MMTV integration site family, member 4. Gene Ontology annotation, molecular function: frizzled binding; cytokine activity. The transcript has 5 exons. The record is from RefSeq and is a predicted model, not a curated record. Gene Ontology annotation, biological process: cell fate commitment; multicellular organism development; neuron differentiation. Lineage: Eukaryota; Metazoa; Chordata; Actinopteri; Acipenseriformes; Polyodontidae. Gene Ontology annotation, cellular component: extracellular region. The coding region runs from base 547 to 1611 and encodes 354 amino acids.
CUGAGGAGGCGCAUCGCCCGGGCAGCGCUUCACACAGUAUCCGCUUAAAAUUGCAAGCUCUCUCAAUAAAAUAAAAACAAAAUGUGUAUAUAUGCAUAUGUAUAUAUUCAUAUAGAAAAAUACUAAUAAAAACAACUAAAGAGAAAAAUAGAAAGCAAGCAUUGAUAACACAAAAAAGGAGAGAAACGACCAGAAGACCAAGAGUUGCACCCAGUACCAGCCAGAGUUGCACCCGAUGCCACUGUGUGUAGAUCUGAUAAUCUGUGAACAGCACCACGAAUGACAUUCGACUGCACCCGAAGAUAAAGGAAUACGCACAUAUUAAAACGCCAGUCACAGUCGUGGGGUGGCUUGGAAAACCACCUCGUUUAUUACAAUUCAUUCUUUAAAAGCUGUUUUUUGACAUUCUGCAGUGGAUGUGGCACGAAAUGAUCCUCGAAAGGAAGAUGCACUGACCGUGUCGUUCCCGGGGGUUCUGUUAGGAAACAGGCUGACACUGCAAGCCGGCUGUGCGGAUUGCACAUCUCAUAACUCUGGGAGUUUUACAUGUGCAAGAUGACAUCGGAGUACUUGCUCAGGUCACUUCUGCUUCUCAUUCUAGCGCUGUUCUCCGCUAAUGCCAGCAACUGGUUGUACCUGGCCAAGCUGUCGUCGGUGGGCAGCAUCUCGGAGGAGGAGACCUGUGAGAAGCUGAAGGGUCUGAUCCAGCGGCAGGUUCAGAUCUGCAAGCGCAACGUGGAGGUGAUGGACUCGGUGCGGCGCGGAGCCCAGCUCGCUAUCGACGAGUGCCAGUACCAGUUCCGCAACCGGCGCUGGAACUGCUCCACCCUGGACACGCUGCCCGUCUUCGGGAAGGUUGUCACGCAGGGCACGCGGGAGGCUGCCUUCGUGUACGCCAUCUCCUCAGCAGGUGUGGCGUUUGCUGUGACCAGGGCCUGCAGCAGCGGAGAGCUGGAGAAGUGCGGCUGUGACCGGACUGUGCACGGAGUUAGUCCUGAAGGUUUCCAGUGGUCAGGCUGCUCUGAUAACAUCGCCUACGGAGUGGCGUUCUCUCAGUCCUUCGUGGACGUCAGGGAGAGGAGCAAAGGAUCGUCUUCCAGCCGGGCGCUGAUGAACCUUCACAACAACGAGGCCGGAAGGAAGGCCAUCUUAAGCAACAUGCGCGUGGAGUGCAAGUGCCAUGGCGUGUCAGGGUCCUGCGAGGUGAAGACCUGCUGGAAGGCCAUGCCACCGUUCAGGAAGGUGGGGAACGUCCUGAAGGAGAAGUUCGACGGGGCCACCGAGGUGGAGCAGAAGAAGAUCGGCUCCACCAAGGUCCUGGUGCCCAAGAACUCGCAGUUCAAGCCGCACACCGAUGACGACCUGGUCUACCUGGACCCCAGCCCAGACUUCUGCGAUCACGACCUGAAGAGCGGAUUGCUGGGCACGGCCGGGAGGCAGUGCAACAAGACCUCCAAGGCCAUUGACGGCUGUGAGCUGAUGUGCUGCGGCCGGGGCUUCCACACGGAGGAGGUGGAGGUGGUGGACAGGUGCAGCUGCAAGUUCCACUGGUGCUGCUACGUCAAGUGUAAGCAGUGCCGGAAAGUGGUGGAGAUGCACACGUGUCGGUGAUCGGCGCAAACCCAUGUCGUGGCGCUUGGACGCUACAGCCUCACCGUAAAAAAAAAACCCAAGAAAACUGGACAAAAAAAAAAGGAACAAAGAGACAAGUUCCAGAGAUUCCGUUGUUUUCUAAUUUAAAAGCCCCAAAGGAGUUGUGUGUGUCUUCUUGUUUUGUUUCGUGGUUGUGAUUGUUUAAUUUAUUGGGGGCUCCUGACCGAGGUGGUGGUGAUGACACCGAGGCCCUGACGCUCCAGGGUAAAGGAACUCAUCUUCAGCUCAUGCUGCUUUUGGGACCGAUUUGGAGGACGGCUUUGAGGGGAACUGAAAAUGAGCAACAAAGAGACUUUGAGACUAAUUAACAAAUAAGCAAAUAUAUAAAUAAAUAAACUAAUAAAUACAACUCAGUCCAGGUGUACAUUUAAUAAAAAGGACAGUCAAGUUUGUAUGAAACAACGCGUCAGACUGCCCCAACAGUUUAGUCUCUGUGUGAUGGGAACUCCGUCUUGUUUCAUUGAGGAGGUUCACCUGUGUAAAGGGCUUUGUAGUUUACCCUAGCAGUAAUUUCGAAAGGCAGGAGCCGUGCUUUGGGAUUACACUGUUGCCAUGUUAGCGACAUUGGCCACUCAAACACAAAAGAACCAAUGGAAACAUCUCCUUUCAUCUCUGGACUGACAGAUGAGGAACCCUACAAUACUCCACUACUGAUCCUAUUUCAUGUAAACACUGCUCCCAAGCCAGAAACUGUCAUAGCGGAGAAACUGGCUGUGGUCCUCUGUAAAGAAUACUGUAUGUCUGUAAAUCUGAUUUCCAGAUGGGCUCAUUCUUGCUUGUUCUUGGUAAGAUAGAUGGAGAUGAUACAGGGUGAUUCAUACAUUAUUACAGAACUUUUCACUUCAUUUCAGAUUUACAAGUAGACAAUAAUGGCAGACGGGAACACAGAGAGAUGAAUGUGUGGACUUAUACAAGCCCUGGAAAGUGUGCUUGACAAUGCCUUAGCUAACUGGAAUCAACGCACACUUUCUAGAAUAAUGUCACCCUGUCUAUAUGUUGGCUAAUCCUGCCAGUCAAAGAUAUCUGUGGCCAGUUCCACAAUAUUUAUCCACAACAUCCAUCUUCAGCAGUGUGCUGGUCUACCACUUGAAAUAAAAAUGUUUGCUACAUGGUUGUUCUACAAACGUCCUCGAACUUUUGCUACAGUUUUUAUUUUAUUUAAAUGACACAGCUGAACCCUCUUAUGAACAAAUUAAUCGAGUGACCCCUAGAAUCUGAAGCAAGUUCUGUGUAAACUAUGAUUGAUUGAACAUGAUUAGAUAAAGAGAGGUGUAUUCCAGUAUGUGUUUAUUGUAAAGAUGAUGUUCAUUUGUGUAAACCACUUUGCAAGGGGCUCAACACAGUGCAGGAUGUUGUGGAAGUUGCAAAUAUGUCCCUCUGCCACACAUGCACAGAAAAGUAGAAAGGAUGGCGCAGACCCUGCUGCUUGUGUUGUUCUAGUGUCAGAGUGAAUAAACAAGAACUACCUUUCAGGGACUGAAUCCUCCCCUUCCACUGCUCUGUGUGUGUCCUGAAUCCUCCCUUCUCAACCCUCCAGUGCUCUGUCUGUUUCCUGAAUCCUCUCCUUCCAGUCCUCUUUAUCUGUCCUGAAUUCUCUCCUUCCAACCCUCUGUGCUCUCUGUGUGUGUCCUGAAUUCUCCCCUUCCAGUCCUCUGUGUGUGUCCUGAAUUCUCCCCUUCCAGUCCUCUGUGUGUGUCCUGUCAUCGAGUCUCCACACAUUACAGCCCUUUGCUUCUGAUCCUAACGGGACACCUGCAGGGUUGUAGUGGAAUGUGGGAGGACUAUAAGUUUGAAAGUUAACCUUCAUUCUCUCUAAGAGUUUGCCUAGAAUGGGGAAAAAAACAGAGUUGUGAUGUUUCUGGGGGAGUGUUGUAGCUGCAAAACAUUUUAUCGUAAAUUUGUUUUUUGUUUUGUUUUUUUAAAACAUUUAAAUUGGUCUGUAAGCUAGGUACCCAAGUGGGAAUUGGAAAUUACCAUGAGAACUUAUUAAUUUAUGUUAUUGAAUAAAAUAACUUGAAGCUG